AUGCGCCCCAGGUUCCCCAUAAGACGAAUACUUCUUCUCCGGCCCUUCCGGCCCCCUAACUCCCCUCGACCAUUCACACAAAAUACCCUGUCUUGCCAGUCGCGGCCUCAACUCCCAUUCCUCUCGGCUCGUCCCCGCAAACCAACAGCUCGAUUUCUCACCACAGAACGAAAGGAUUGGAUCAAGGACGAGGUAUGGAAGGCCGGAAAAUACACAGCCGUCUUAUGGACAGGAGGUUUCUUGAUGCUGGUUCUUGUAUUUGGAGUGCAGCAGGAGUACCUCAAUCACAAAUACCCAUCUCCCAGUGAAUGGUCUUGGAUUACGAAGAAGGACUGGAGAAAUGCAAAGUGCAACGAGGAUCAGGAAGAAGAAGGGGGAGUUGGUUUGAUCGAUUGGGCGCGUACGGGCGGGGCAUAUAGACAUGUCCUGCGGAGGUUGGAGGAUCCAAAUAUCGAUGGAGCCGGGCUUGUAGAUACAGAUGAGGGAGGGAUUCUCGUGGCGGGGAUUGGGAGGACGGGAUAUGAUAUUACGGGGAAGUCUGAGCCUUGGAGAAGGGGGUAUUAUGAGGUGCUGAUGGGUGCUGCGAGGGCGGCUGAGCAUCUGGAUGGAUAUGUGCGGGAUAGGACGAGGAAUAUUGCUUUCCCUGCGAAUGUGGUUAUAGGGCCUUCGAAUCCGAAUCCUCGACCCGUACCGCCAGGAUCGCAGAGUGCACCACGAGAGGAGGACUGUGAGGCGGCAUUUGAGGGACCAGAAGUGUAUUAUAUGCGGGUCUUGACGACACAAGGAUUCACGGACAAGCAGAGGAUUGACGCAGCUUUGGCGUAUGCAAUCUGGCUGGAUUACAAGAAGACACCAGAGGCUUCUUUGGAAAUGCAUAAAUGGGCAUUGGAUAUCGCGGUAUCGAAAUCGGAGAAGCCAGCCAUUGAUCCUGCCACUGGAGUCAUCAAGGCCGACUCCGGACUGCCCAGCGCCAACAUUCUUUCCGUCGCAACUGCAUUGGGUAUACAUCAUGCUGUGAAUUCGAAUCUCACGCUGGCCCUUCCGAUAUUCCUGUCGGUCCUCCGUGCCCGAAGGUCUUUGCCAGAGAUUUCGACGACAAUGCGAUCAACACUUACGCCAGAUGAGGAACAGAGAGGUCUACUCAACAUAGCCCGAGAUAUAAUUCGCUCAACAAUCACACCGCCACAGUACCCACCUCCACCAGAUGAUGGGACGGCACCGCCGCUGAGGACUCCAAAGGAGAGAUGUGAAGAGGCUGGGAUAAUGACGUACAUUGGGGAAGUUCUGUACGCCUCCAAAAGCACCAAGACAAGCAGGGAAGACGGCCUAGCAUGGACCCGAGAAGCCGUUGAUCUUGCAGAAGAGGAAUUGCGCCGGAAGGGAGUUGAUAAAGAUGCCAAGACUAAAUGCAAGCAGUGCCUUGAGGUCGGACUUGGGAAUUGGAUGACCAUGGUAGGAAAGAUGGCAAGAGAGGAGAAAGAGACGAAGGAUGGUCAGAGCUCUGGAUGGUUGGGCUUUGGGGGCGAGAAGAAGGAUACUGUUGGAAGGUGGGAGAGCGAGGAACAGGUUAUUAUCGAGAGGAUGAGAAGGGCGAGUGAUAUUUUGGAUCCUGUCAAGUCGAGGUCGGCGUUGAGUGUAUGA
Molecule: messenger RNA, 1641 nt
Organism: Cadophora gregata
Lineage: Eukaryota; Fungi; Ascomycota; Leotiomycetes; Helotiales; Ploettnerulaceae
Exons: 1
Coding region: 1-1641 (546 amino acids)
Source: RefSeq, a predicted model, not a curated record